Molecule: messenger RNA, 2477 nt
Organism: Musa acuminata AAA Group (dessert banana)
Lineage: Eukaryota; Viridiplantae; Streptophyta; Magnoliopsida; Zingiberales; Musaceae
Exons: 15
Coding region: 144-1610 (488 amino acids)
Source: RefSeq, a predicted model, not a curated record
GAUCCCCGUUCCUUCGCAAGAAACCUUGGCCGAUUCCAAUCUCUCCCUCCCCGCUCCCCUUCCGCAUAAAGCAAAUCUCUUGUCGCCAUCAUCUUGUCGUUCUCAUCCCGUUCUCAGCCCACUUCCUGGAGCCGGCGGCGGCAAUGGGGGAGGAGCAGAGGAAGAAGAAGGAUGUGAUUCGGUUGGAGCGCGAAUCCGUCAUUCCGGUUCUCAAGCCCAAACUCAUCAUGAAACUGGCGUAUCUCAUCGAGCUUGGUACUGACCGAGCUGAAUUCCUUAGGCUAUGCAAAAGAGUUGAGUACACUAUUCGAGCUUGGUACCUUCUACAUUUUGAAGAUCUUAUGCAACUUUACUCACUGUUUGAUCCUGUUCAUGGUGCUCGGAGAUUGGAACAACAGCACUUGUCUGAUGAGGAGAUCGAUGUUCUGGAACUGAAUUUUAUAACAUAUUUAUUCCAGGUAAUGGAAAAGAGCAACUUCAAACUAGUGACUGAUGAGGAGAUUGAAGUUGCGCAAUUUGGGCAAUAUCUCUUAAAUCUACCGAUCAAAGUGGAUGAAUCCAAGCUGGACAAGAAGCUUCUGCCAAGGUAUUUUAAGGAGCAUCCUCAUGAGAAUCUCCCGGGAUUUUCUGAUAAGUACAUGAUAUUUCGCAGGGGGAUCGGAAUUGAUCGUACAACUGAUUACUUUAUCAUGGAGAAAUUGGAUAUGAUCAUAUCUCGUAUUUGGAUGUGGUUUCUGAGAGUUACUAGGCUCGAGAGACUAUUCUCCAAAACCGAAAAGUUGAUAUCCAAGAAAGAUACCAAGAAAACUGAUGAAAUCAGUUCUGAUUCAGAGGAUCAAGACAUAUUUGUCGAACGUAUUCGAAUUGAAAAAUUAGAGCUUAGUAUCGGAAAUCUAAUCGGCCAGAUCACAAUCCAAGAGCCAACUUUUGACAGGAUGAUCGUUGUGUACAGGCGAGCAAGCACAAAGACGCACAUAGAACGAGGAAUCUAUGUAAAACAUUUUAAAAAUAUUCCUAUGGCUGACAUGGAACUAGUAUUGCCUGAAAAGAAAAACCCAAGUUUGACUCCUAUGGACUGGGUCAAGUUCCUCAUUUCUGCUGUGCUUGGUCUUGUUACUCUUGUCAGCUCCCUUGAGAUGCCUAAAGCGGACAUCUGGGUUGUCAUUGCCAUCAUCUCUGGUUUGGUUGGUUACUGUGCUAAGGUCUACUUCACGUUUCAACAGAACAUGACGACCUACCAAAAUCUAAUCACCCAGUCCAUGUAUGACAAGCAACUUGAUAGUGGCAGAGGCACGCUUCUACACUUGUGCGAUGAUGUGAUUCAACAAGAGGUCAAAGAGGUGAUAAUUUCUUACUUCAUUUUGAUGGAGCAGGGGAAACUAACAAUAAAGGAUCUUGACCACAAAUGUGAAGAACUCAUCAGAGAACAGUUUCACGAGGAUAUCAACUUUGAAGUCGAGGAUGCUGUCCGAAAGCUGGAGAAACUUGGUAUUGUUGCAAGAGAUUCUAUUGGAAGAAUCUACUGUGUUCCCCUGAAGCGAGCAAAUGAGAUCAUUGGCACCACCACAGAAGAACUGGUGAUCAAAGCCCAACAAGGUCUUCCAAGUUGAUCAAAGUUGAGAAUCCAUCAACAGCAUCCAGGUUUUUCCACAGCAAUAUAUUUUUCCUAGUCGAAGCCAAAUUUCCACUUAAUCUUCAGUUCGACCAUGUGUCGUUUUACAUUCUUUAUCUGUAAUUAUGCAUCUUUUAUCCUUCAUUCAUUAGCUGGUCUUCCUUGACUGCUGAGGGGAUAAUAAGAACUGGAAUAGAAAUAUUUAUAUUCUUUCUUUUACGAAAUAACUUUGAUUUGAGUUCAGAAAUUGAUUUCUUUUCAUGUAAUGACUGCACUAACUUUCCCUUAGAAAUGUAUGUGCUUUAUGCACAUUUAUAAUCAAACGUUUUUCUCCCAUAACCUGCUACUUGUAUUAUCAAGUUUGUAUUCCUUUUAAUCGCUAAGGUUAAUAGGUGAUGUCAGAAACAUAGUUUCUGUAAAAUUAUGAAUUCUUUGGUCCAUUUGGCCAUCUUAUGGACGGGUUGCAGUUUGCAGCCCAACAAAAGGGAGAAACAGAAAGAAGUUGUUCAUGCUUGAACUUAUAAGAUCCAAAGAGUUCAUCCUCUAAGAAUGUUAAUGAUUAGUAAUUAGUGUCAAUUUUAAUUUAUUAUGGAAGGAGAUGAAGAGGAGGAAUGCUGAGUAGUAGAUUGUACCUGAGAGGAGGAAGGUGGGACGUGAAGACGGUGCAGCAUGGUGACAUCUGCAUUCUCCCAUUAUUCACCAACCAAUCUGCCAUGACAUCAACGCAAUGAAGAUAAUUCAGAUCAAAAUCACAAGUCGAAUGACAAAAUAAUAAUAACUGGAGUAAAAUAUAACUACUGACGAUGAGGAGAUUCAAGUAGGAAUGCUGAUACGUUAAUGAUCACAGAGAAAUUGGAGCAGGUUA